AAUACACCGGAAGUUUGCCACAGGUCGACGAAUCAUCUUCGAGUGUUUCCCUGGCAUUUCCUGUGUCAGUUAGAAGCAGCAGUGGGAAGGGUAAAGAGUGGUGACAAACAUCUGAAGGGGUUUCUUGGACCAAACUGAGACACUGAUCAGCAAUGCAGAGAAGGGAGAUGGAGGACCCAGUUGCUGAUAGCAGUGCAGAUGAUACGGAGGAGAGCACCGUGGCAUCUGAGAUGACCAAUAGCCCUAAAGAAAUCGAAACGCAGUCGGACGGCACACCGACCAACAAUGCUCAGACUGAUGAAGGCUUGGCAGAGGCCGGUGCGAUUUCUGCUUCCUGUGACAUGGCUGAGGAACUGUGCAGACAGCUAGAGGACAUCCUCAGCACCUAUUGUCAUGAGCAUGGUGGUGUUGGCAGCGAUGAUGUGGCAGUGACCAAUGGCCAGCCUGACGGCGUGGAAGUGAACGGGCUGUCUGAGAGAGAGGAUGGCAAACAGGUGGAAGCCAAACUGAAUGGCAAUGGAUGUGUGGAGAAGGACCCGAAGAAGCUGCAAGACAAGAAGAAAGUGAAGGGACUGGGCAAAGAGAUAACCCUUCUAAUGCAGACUCUCAACACACUGAGUACUCCAGAGGAGAAGCUGGGUGGUCUCUGUAAGAAGUAUGCUGAGCUGCUAGAGGAGCACCGUAACGCUCAGAAACAGAUGCGAGCCCUGCAGAAGAAGCAGACGCAGCUAAUCCAGGAGAAGGACCACUUAAGAAAUGAGCACAGCAAGGCCAUCCUGGCGCGCAGCAAGCUGGAGAGUCUCUGUCGAGAACUGCAGAGACACAACCGCACACUUAAGGAGGAUGGUGUGCAACGUGCCCGUUUGGAGGAGGAGAAAAGGAAGGAAGUGACCUCACAUUUCCAGGUGACACUGAAUGACAUCCAAGCACAGAUGGAGCAGCACAACGAGCGUAAUGCAAACCUAAGACAGGAGAACAUGGAGCUGGCUGACAAACUAAAGAAACUUAUUGAGCAGUACGAGCUCAGAGAGGAGCAUAUUGACAAGGUGUUCAAGCACAAAGAUCUGCAACAGCAGCUGGUAGAUGCAAAGCUUAAUCAGGCACAGGCACUGCUCAAGGACUCAGAGGGCCGCCAUCAGAAGGAGAAAGACUUUCUCCUGAAAGAGGCAGCUGAGUCUCAGAGGAUGUAUGAGCUCAUGAAACAGCAGGAGGUUCAUCUGAAACAGCAGCUCUCAUUGUACACCGAGAAAUUUGAAGAGUUUCAAAACACACUUUCCAAAAGCAACGAGGUGUUCACAACUUUCAAACAAGAGAUGGAAAAGAUGACCAAGAAGAUUAAGAAGCUGGAGAAGGAAACAACCAUGUACAGAUCACGAUGGGAGAGCAGUAACAAAGCUCUGCUGGAGAUGGCAGAGGAGAAAACACUACGAGACAAGGAGUUUGAAAGCCUGCAGGUGAAGGUGCAGCGACUGGAAAAGCUCUGUCGUGCGCUACAGAUAGAGCGUAAUGAGCUAAGUAAGAAGGUUCAGGGUGUUUCCAUAGGCAGUGAGAAUAGGCCAGAAACAGAGACGGGGUCACCACCAGAAGCGAUAGACUCAGAAGAGGGGAGCCCUGUCCAUCAGAACAGCCCAGAGACUCCACAAAUGGCUUGUAGCCCGGCGUGCCACUGCGGGCCAGAUCUGGAGGCCGAGAGUCACAGAGAGGUGUGCUCAACCCAGGAUUGAGUCUAGCUGUCUCUGGAGGGCCAGGACACACACACAAUCCUUCCCAGCUCUACCAGACCCCCGACCCUCCAUCAGCAGUCGGCGUCUGUAGUUUUCUGCGUCUGUGAUAGAACUGCUGACUCGUCUGCUUUUGGGGGUUUUCAUUGUGUCAGGGAAGAUUGUGCCUUCAACAUGAUUCCUAUGCUGCGUUUAUACUCUUUGGUUUUUAUGUGGCUUGCUCUAUCCCACUUUAUUCCCGAGAAAAUUCCAUAUUUGCAUUUAGAGGGGCAUGGAUGUUGCUGCUGUCUUGGAAUGCCUAGUGUUUGUCCAUUAAAUGCUUGUCUCUUUUCAGUUUGGCUGGAAAAAAAAAACCCGUAAAGAAUCUUAACAGAUGGAUUGCUGUAAUUGAGGGAAAGUUAUUUGCCAUGAAACAGCAGUUGU
Rhinichthys klamathensis goyatoka is the source of this 2144-nucleotide messenger RNA. It is a transcript of the gene txlna, whose product is annotated as taxilin alpha. The record is from RefSeq and is a predicted model, not a curated record. Bases 153 to 1724 code for a protein of 523 amino acids. Gene Ontology annotation, molecular function: syntaxin binding. The transcript has 11 exons. Lineage: Eukaryota; Metazoa; Chordata; Actinopteri; Cypriniformes; Leuciscidae.